UGCAUAAGUUACCAAUUCUUGUUCAUCUAUUUAAACACAAGACCUGGGCCUCAUGUCUACUCACUCUUAAUUUUCAACAAGAAAUUUCUUGCAUGCUUAGCUAGUCAUGGCAAUUAAGGUUCAUGGGGCUCUAUUUUCCACGUGCACCGCACGAGUUUUGAUUUGCCUCUGCGAGAAAGGCCUUGAUUAUGAGCUCCUGCCAAUUGACAUGGUUGCUGGUGCCCACAAACAACAGCCAUUUCGUUCACUAAAUCCAUUUGGCGAAAUACCUGCUUUCGAAGAUGGUGAAGUUAGUCUUUUUGAAUCAAGGGCAAUUAACCGGUACUUAGCACGCAAGCACAAGGACAUUGGGACUGAUCUCCUCCUAUCCAAUAGCUUUACACAGUCUGCCCUUGUGGAGACAUGGAUGGAAGUGGAGGCACAUAAAUUUGACAGUCCAAGUUCAGUAAUUCUUCGACAAAUAAUUGUCAUUCCAAAGUAUGGGAAAGCUCCUGAUCAGCAAGUUAUUGAAACUGAAAUGGAAAAGCUAGGAAAAGUCCUGGACGUGUAUGAGGAGAGGUUGUCUAAAUCUAAGUACCUUGCUGGAGAAAAUUAUAGCUUGGCUGAUCUGCACCACAUUCCUCCCCUUGUUUACUUCAUGAAAACUAGCAAGGCCAAUGCCAUCACUUCUCGUCCCCAUGUUAGUGCUUGGUGGAAUGACAUUUCCUUGAGGCCUGCCACUGUUAAAAUUUCAGCAACCAUGUCCCUUUUGUGAGGAUGAAUUGAAGGGUGUCAAACUCAUACUAUCAAUAUGUAAUAACUCAGUAACUACCUUCCUUUUGUUGCUAAGCAAUAAUAAGCAUGUGCCACGAUUUGAGAAAGA
Quercus robur (English oak) is the source of this 862-nucleotide messenger RNA. Its product is annotated as glutathione S-transferase F13-like. Gene Ontology annotation, molecular function: glutathione transferase activity; glutathione binding. Bases 107 to 754 code for a protein of 215 amino acids. The record is from RefSeq and is a predicted model, not a curated record. The transcript has 3 exons. NCBI's taxonomy places the organism in Eukaryota, Viridiplantae, Streptophyta, Magnoliopsida, Fagales, Fagaceae. Gene Ontology annotation, cellular component: cytoplasm.